UCAUACACAAUGAAUACUGUCAAAUAUGUUCACCCAAGUCCUUUGCGAAUGAUAUCAUGCGAUAGAUCAUUUUUUUUCUUAGUUCAAGUUUGCUUUGCAAGUGCAUCGGAAAGUGGACACAGUUGUAUGUGUGGUGUUUUUGGCUUCUGUGCUUUUUUUUGCCAAUUCAAACAGUUUAAAGCUUCCCUGCCUUGUUGUAUUUUUCUGCAUUUGUGUCCACGUGUCUCAAAUAUACCAAAACAAACAUAUUCUGAAAUAUUAGUCUGUUGAGAGAGGACAAGAAAAAUACAUUAUGGAAAGUUAUAAUGAUAUUAAUUGCUGAAGAGAGGGUAAAGUCCUGGUAAGUGGAGUCCCCUACUAAUGUCACACCUUGACGAUUUAGGCAGCGCAUGCCUGACGUGAUCAUUUUGAUGGCAUACGUUGAACUGCCGACGUUUUUUUUUUCAAUUUUGGGCGUAUACACAGCGUAUUCAUAACGAGGUCGACGUAAACAUGACGUAUUAGUAACUUAUAUAGAACGUUUCUAUAACUUAUAGACAACUUAUAUCAACGAAUGCGUAGCGUGUUGCCGGUGUUCACAAUUUAUGCCCAACGCCUGUCACACCUUGACGAUUUAGCCAGCUUACGCCAACGUAUGAAAAAAUUGCCCAAUACGCUGGCGUACGUCCAAUAAGUUAUGGGUAAGUUUUGUAUAAGUUAAGAGCACGCUGAAGCAUGCCGGCAUACGUCAUAGUACGUCCAAGUCGUCCAAAAAUUUUGUACAUGCACAAAACAUUUCGACGUAUGUCAACGCAUGAUUAAUAAGUCCCACAUCCGCGGGCAAUAAGUUAUGCGAUCGUUGACGCCCGUUCACACAUGUUAUUUGUAAGUUACGUACAAGUCAAAAUAAGUCAACAUACCUUGAGACAGAACUGUCUUCUUGGCGAGUGAAGACGGAGGCUGUUGUGUUUGUAUUUGCAGGUAAGUUUGCAGCUUGACCAGUAGAGGGCACUGUGACACUGGGAAUGGAACCAACUUGUUCUGAUUUUUUUAUCAACUUUAUUAAUGCAUUAGCGAGUCACAAAUCCAUGAGUGGUAGCGUAUGCAGCCUACACCAGGGGUCUCAGACUCGCGGCCCCUGGGACGAUAGUUUGCGGCCCCCAUCUUAAUAUGACAAAUUAAUAUUCGUGUGGCUCGCAACUUUGAUGUGAAUGACACUUGUCGUGUGCGGAGCUGAACGAACCAAUCACGGUGAGGUAUAUGGUCUCGAGGGCGGGACCUUGGCCGAACGAACCAAUCACGGUGAGGUAUAUGGUCUCGAGCUGGCUAAAUCGUCAAGGUGUGACAGGGCCUUUAGUCUUUAAUCAUUAGCUGCUAACUAUAGCUAGGCACCAACUGGAUCUGGGCUGCAUUUGUAAGGCCACUUUAUUUUCCUCUUCAUUCAAGUUUUUAUUUUCUCCAAGACAAAACAUCAAAGUUUUGUCUGAAAGUGCCUCCGCAAGUAUUUCUUUAAAUUGUUUUUGCAGUGGACCCUCGGUCAGCGUCCACACCGGUGAGUGUGUUUUUCGGUUAACGUUGAAAAAUUGACGUCUACAUUUUGCUUCGGUUUGUGUACAUUUUCUGAUUAGCGUACAAUAUGGCACGUGUUUUGUUCUAUUGUUAUUACACUGCGUGAGUCCAGCUGUGUUCUAAGUGUAAUUUUAUCACAAAACGUACUGUUAGCCACCUUCCUAAUUUGUGGUUUUCUUAAGUUCAGGAGUGUUUCUCACCUUCUUUAUCAAAAUGCUGUUAUGGGUUAUCGAGGUGAGAAACACUAUUGAAUUCAAGAAAUAUUUCAGGACAAACUGGGAAGGUGGUGUUGGUGUUGAUCUGUCGGUGGUAUCCUGGAGCCUAUCCCACCUGACGGGGUACACCCUGGACUGGUCGCCAGCCAAUCGCAGGGCACAUAUAGACAAACAACCAUUCACACUCACAUUCAUACCUAUGGACAAUUUAGAGUCUCCAAUUAACUUAACCCAACAUGCAUGUUUUUGGAAUGUGGGAGGAAACAUGGAGAAACACGAAGACUCUCCUGACUGUGUGGCCAACAUGUUAACCACUAUUCCACCGUGCGGCCCUCACAUCUUCAAUGAAGAUGUGUUGCCAUGACCACGUCGGUAGUUACUCGCCACCUCACUGUACCACUUGAGACGGCGCCACCGGCUGCCCUAAGAGUGCAGCGCACAGCAUGGUCGACACGAUGGCGCCUCACACAGUCCCUCACCACCUGCUCAACGUGAACAACAGCAAUAACAAUGAAGAGAAGAAGGAAAAGCAAGAAAAGGGAGCAAAUGAGAAGGGUGUAGAAAAGCCCAAAGAAAUAUUUGUCAUUAACCCAGCUGGAAAUCUCUAUUACAACUGGUUGUUCAUCAUCACGUUGCCGGUCAUGUACAACUGGACCAUGAUCAUUGCCAGGGCAUGCUUUGAGGAGCUGCAGCACAACUUCAUCGUUUACUGGAUUUUAUUGGACUACACCUCAGACCUCAUCUACCUAGCUGAUAUGUUCUUCAGGACCAGAACAGGUUACCUUGAGCAAGGCCUGAUGGUCAAAGAUGAAAAGCUGCUCCGCGACCGCUACAUGAACAGCUUCCAGUUCCGGCUGGAUGUUAUCUCCAUGUUGCCAACCGACGUCCUGUAUCUACUUCUGGGUGUGGACUACCCGGAGAUCCGCAUCAACAAGCUGCUAAGGAUCGGCCGCAUGAUGGAGUUCUUCACAAAGACGGAAACUAAAACAAACUACCCCAACAUCUUUCGCAUUGCGAACCUGAUCAUGUACAUCCUCAUCAUCAUUCACUGGAAUGCCUGCUUCUACUUUUCCUUCUCCAAGUCUAUUGGUUUUGGGGCAGAUGAAUGGGUUUACCCAGCGUUAGAUGAUCCUGAAGAACCUGCCUUUGGGCAGCCCAUGAGGAAGUAUGCCUUCAGCCUCUACUGGUCCACACUGACUCUGACCACCAUUGGAGAAACUCCACCGCCAGCCCUCGAUUCGGAAUUUCUCUUCCAUGUGGUGGACUUCUUAGUUGGGGUUCUCAUCUUUGCCACCAUUGUGGGAAAUAUUGCUACGAUGAUCUCCAACAUGAAUGCAGCCCAAGCCCAGUUUCAGGCUCGAAUUGACAACAUCAAGCAGUACAUGCAGGUUCGAAAGGUCAGCAAGGAUCUGGAAUUGCGUGUCAUCAAGUGGUUUGACUACCUGUGGAACAAUGGCAAGGCGCAGGAUGAGCGUGAGGUGCUGCGGUAUCUCCCAGACAAGCUGAAAGCCGAGAUAGCCAUCCAAGUUCACAUGGAGACGCUGAAGAAGGUUCGCAUUUUUGCUGACUGUGAAGCAGGCCUGUUGAUCGAGCUGGUGCUAAAGCUCCGGCCUCAGGUGUUCAGCCCCGGAGACUACAUCUGCAAGAAGGGCGAUAUCGGUCGUGAGAUGUACAUCAUCAAAGAUGGGAAAUUGGCGGUUGUGGCGGAUGAUGGCGUCACUCAGUUUGUGGUGCUGGGAAGCGGGAGUUAUUUUGGUGAGAUCAGCAUCCUUAAUAUCAAGGGCAGCAAAGCAGGAAACAGGCGGACAGCCAACAUCCGCAGCAUUGGAUACUCGGACCUCUUCUGCCUGUCCAAGGAUGACCUGAUGGAGUCGUUAGUGGAAUACCCAGACGCGAAGGGCAUGCUGGAGGAGAAAGGCCGACAAAUCCUGAUGAAAGACGGCCUGAUUGACUUGGAUCCGGCCAACAUCAAGCCAGAGGCUAAGGAGCUGGAGGAGAAGGUCAGCAGAUUAUACAACACAAUGGAUCUGAUGCAGACCAAACUGAAGAAGAUCCUGGGAAAACACAAGAAAACGGAUAAGGUUCUGUGGCAUCGCAUCACCGACCUGGAACGAAUGGCAGGUGAGGAGGUAGAGGAUGAAGACGAGGAGAAGGAGGAGGUGGUGAAAGAGGAGGGAAUUCAGGUGGAACAUGAUAAAGCUGGAGGGGAGGAAAAGGAAGAAGAGGAAGAGAAGGGCGAAGCAAAGGAUGAGGAUGGCAAAAAAGUGACGAAAGAAGACGAGAAAUAAAAUCCUUUCAAUAAAACACAUCACUUUUCUAGAGAGAUAGGGGAGCACAAGCACAUUGUAAAAAAACAUGCAGAAUACAAUACGUAACCAUGGAAACUGUGAUGCGCGAACAUAGACAAUAAAUCUAUAGGCAAAUCCAAUUUUUUUUUAAAAUCUGCUUUUUCUAUCUAUGCCCUACUGCUUUCUGGCCUACAGUCUACUGCAUGGUGGAUUUGUGCACUGACAAAUAAAUGUAUACUUUUGUAUACACUAUAUUUAAUUAUUUACGACUGUAAUACAAUCCUUAUUGACUGGCUUGUUUUGAACUUAAAGGUAGAUUAUUUUAAGAGUGAUGUCACUGAAGAGGAGCACUCACGGCUGAUUGAAUGGUUAGGGCCAGCGUAUUUCUUUGUUGUCUUUCAAAGCUGUACUUAUAGCUCAGCUAUUGCUUUUUUUUAGGAGAUUAAAAAAAAAUGUCCUUGUGAAUGAAUUGAAAUGUCAUUUGUUUGAGCCUUUGAUUGGUAUAUACUGUAAUCAAAAACGAUCCAUGAUUUGAAGCUGUUCAAAUCAAAUGUCAGUGAAAUGUUUGUGAAUUAAGCUGAGUAACACUGGGUACUUUUAUGGAGCUUGUGGUUUUUCUUACUGAAGUAAUUUUGUAUAGUAAAGUCGUCAAUAAUCAGACAUUUAGCAUGAUGACAAAAAACCCCAAAAGAACAAGACAAUGUAUAUUACCGUAAAUGCCGGUGUAUAAGUCACACUAGCCGCACCCACUAAAUAUAGAGGAAAAAACAGAUUUGUUGUUAUAUAAGCCACACCGGUGUAUAAGCCGCGCGUGUCCAUGUCAUAAAGUGGCAUACUGUGGCGCGUAUGAGUCCGUGAGGACCAGUUAGCUCUUUAUUUGACCGGAGCCAAUCAUGAGUUAUGAAUAAACUCACGACAAGCUUGACAACCAGUUGGAAAUUGCAGAAGGUCAUCACUCAAUAUAACAGCCAGAUCACGGUUGUUUUUAAAAACAUUAAAUUCAUCACAUGGCAACUAACAAACAUUAUACCUCAGACAUAUACAAACAUGUGUCAAUACGAGUUUUAUAUGAAAAAAACCCAACAUUUUAAGUGUUGCCAUAAUGCAUUUUGUUUGAGAAAACCAUUGCAUUGGAGGAGAGCAAAGAAAGCAUAGAAAAUGGGGCUGCAAUGCUGCUUCUGAAAAAGGGAAUAGGGACGGUGACAUAACACGUACAGCACCCAAUGAGUGUGUUGCUCAGACGCAAUGCCUUAUGGGACUUUAAAACUUUAAAAUGUUGUUUUUUUUAAUUUUAAAGUCAUAUUGCGACAUGUUUGUAUAUUUUGUGUAUACACCUUUUGAGUAUUAGGUUGCUGUGUGCUGAAUUUAGUGCUGUUAGUAAAGUGUUCUUUGAAAGAUGA
This is a messenger RNA of Dunckerocampus dactyliophorus (ringed pipefish), 5451 nucleotides long. RefSeq names its product cyclic nucleotide gated channel subunit alpha 1a (gene cnga1a). Gene Ontology annotation, molecular function: intracellularly cAMP-activated cation channel activity; protein-containing complex binding; intracellularly cGMP-activated cation channel activity. Lineage: Eukaryota; Metazoa; Chordata; Actinopteri; Syngnathiformes; Syngnathidae. Bases 2207 to 4051 code for a protein of 614 amino acids. Gene Ontology annotation, biological process: potassium ion transport; monoatomic cation transmembrane transport. The transcript is spliced from 8 exons. Gene Ontology annotation, cellular component: intracellular cyclic nucleotide activated cation channel complex; plasma membrane. The record is from RefSeq and is a predicted model, not a curated record.